This is a messenger RNA of Amorphotheca resinae ATCC 22711, 1774 nucleotides long. RefSeq lists its product as hypothetical. The coding region runs from base 396 to 1610 and encodes 404 amino acids. Lineage: Eukaryota; Fungi; Ascomycota; Leotiomycetes; Helotiales; Amorphothecaceae. The transcript has 3 exons. Gene Ontology annotation, cellular component: endomembrane system. The record is from RefSeq and is a predicted model, not a curated record.
CUCUCUCUCCUCCACACAAAGCGAAACGAGGAUCAAAGGUUGAGAGAAGAGAAGGUUGUUGUGUGUGCCGCCGGACUCGUCUUUAUAUAGGUCUCCGCCCGCUCCAUCGCUCCUCCAGCCGACCGCCUCGGACAUCUCAGCACUCGUGAGUCGUGCAGUUGCUUCGUCAGACAGGCCAGACGCUCAGUGGAGUCCCCCAAGUCAAAAGCAUAUUGUCCAAUUCGCCCGCCGUCUGGCAGUCUUGCAGAGCAUUGGGACGCUAAACCGCCUCGGUUCACAACUGCCGCCCGCCGCCAUUGAGCAAGUUCGCGCAUUCUUCCAUUCGAGGCUCGAUACGCAAUAUUAAGACACACGACACAUCAGCUCGACGUCUUUACCGUCGACAACCAACAAAAAUGAGGCCGUCCCUCUUUACCCUGGCCGUUUUUGCCCUCUUCAUUGCUGUCGUUGCAGCUUGGAGCAAAGAAGAUCAAGAAAUCUUCCGUCUGCGCGCCGAAGUCGAAGCUUCCGAGGGUCCAGGUGUGACUUUCUACGAUUUUCUAGGCAUUUCUCGAUCUGCCAGUCAAGAAGAGAUCAAUAAGGCCUACCGUAAGAAAUCUCGACUGCUGCAUCCUGACAAGGUCAAGCAACAGUUCAUCGCCGAGAAAUCCACCGGCAAGUCCAAAUCGAAAGACGCAAAGAAGAAGCCGGGAGUGCAUGUCUCCAAAGGCCCCACGCAAUCAGAAAUCAAGGCCGCAGCGAAGGAGGCCAGUGAUCGAUUUGCGCGCUUGGGGAUAGUAACCAAUAUCCUGCGAGGAGAAAACCGCGAACGCUACGAUCAUUUUCUGAACCAUGGUUUCCCCACAUGGAAGGGGACUGGGUACUACUAUGCGCGAUUCCGGCCAGGAUUGGGCUCGGUCUUAAUUGGGUUGUUCGUUUUCGUCGGUGGCGCUGGGCAUUGGCUUGCGCUUUACAUGAGCUGGCAUAGGCAGCAGGAGUUUGUCCAGAGGUAUAUCAAGUUCGCGCGCCAUGCUGCUUGGGGCGAGAAUCUGGGGAUUCCGGGAUUGGACGGCAAUGGGGCCGCCGCUCCCCCAACCAACGCUGAUGAUGCCGACUUGGUGCAACCGAUAAACAGGAGACAGAGACGAAUGCAGGAGAAGGAUGCAAAGAAGGAUAAGUCCAAGGCAAAAGGUGUGAAGUCCGCCAGGGCAUCGCCUUCCGCGACACCUCCUGUUGGCAGCACCGGCCCUAGAAAGCGGGUGGUGGCCGAGAAUGGAAAGAUCUUGGUCGUUGACUCUGUUGGCAACGUCUACCUUGAGCAGGCGGACGAAGAGGGGCAAACCCAUGAGUUCUUGCUUGAUCCCAACGAGUUUCCUCAGCCCACCAUCAAAGACACGGCGCUCUACCGCCUCCCUGUCUGGGCUUACAAUCGACUAGUCGGACGCAUCCUCAACAAGCAGCAGCCAGACUACGAAGAUGAAAAAGAUCAAGUGGAUGCAGACGAGGUACUCCCCUCCAGCAGCAGCUCCGGAGCUGAAGAUUUCGAAGUCCUAGAGAAAGUCAAAACAACAGCGCAAAACGGGAACGGAAAAGCAGCUAGAAAGAGCAAAAAAGGCGGGCGUGGUCGGUAGAACCUUAAAAAAAGCGUGUUUCUGAUUUAUUACUGUACAAUAUGGGUUGUGUGGCUUAGACAAAAGAAAAGAUAGUGGGAUUUCAUCGACCUUCUUUACACCGAAGGGAAAAAUCCAAAUCAUACUCGUUUCUUCGCUCGUCCCAGUUAUUCAGUGUCAUGUAU